Molecule: messenger RNA, 1207 nt
Organism: Lecanosticta acicola
Lineage: Eukaryota; Fungi; Ascomycota; Dothideomycetes; Mycosphaerellales; Mycosphaerellaceae
Source: the annotation of a GenBank genome assembly
AUGAAGCUCCUUUACUACUCCCUCGCACUCUACCUCUCGCUGACGCCUGGACCCGCCUGCGCCGCAUCGUCAAAAGAUUCCAAGAAGGAACCCGACAAGGCGUGCACGAUCACAUCGCCCUACUCCGGCAGCUUCUUCGACCUCACGUCGUUGCAACUGUUUGAUCCCAAAGAGAACCCGAAGAAAUUGAAACAUCCGCGAGAACACAGCUGGAAUGCGACAGGAUGGGACAUGGGAUACAAUUUCACGAUCAAUAUAUGCCAACCCGUGAUUGAGAAGGUGGAAGAUGUCGUGGGAAUUGAGAAGAGCAUGUGGAAGAACGUGAGCGCUUAUUAUAAGCAGGAUGGGAAAACGUAUUCGCUUGGGUAAGUGGACAGAGUGUGCCUGGGCAACAACUACCGGACCAGCUAACAGGGAUCAUGUGUGUCCACAGGCAACAGAAUGAUGAGCUCGUUAUGCGAGGGCGAAAGCUUGUGUUGAACUACACAGACGGAUCACCUUGCGACACGGCUGGCAAAAGCACGCAUUCGGUGGUUGAUCUCAAGGCGAGGGCACUCGUUGACGAGGACAAGGAUGACAAGAAAAAGGGCGACGGGAAGAAGAAGGACGAUGAUGGCGAUGAUAAGGACUCCAAGAAAAAGCCAUCCUCUGGCAGCACAAGGCGGAAAAGCACGGUCAUAUCAAUGCUCUGCGAAAAGGACCCCACAGCGCCGCAAUUUGCAAUUAGCUUUGUGGGAUCGCCGGAUGAGUGCUCGUACUUCUUCGAAGCCCGCUCACAUGCGGCCUGUGCGACGGCCAACACGAGUAGCGGUGGAUCUCUAAACCCUGGAGGAGUCUUCGGUGUUAUUGUUCUGAUCGCUGUGCUCGUGUACUUUGUUGGUGGUUGCGUGUACAACCGAGCGGUCUUGAAUCAGAGAGGAUGGCAGCAGGUGCCAAACUACCACCUGUGGGCGAGCAUAUGGGGCUUCUUCCGAGUGAGUUCGAUCAUCCGGAGGAUCAAAUUUUUGCUCAGGGCAAGCUAACCCGAGGCUAGGACCUCUUUAUCAUCCUGACAUCCUCAUGUGCUCGCUUUAUGCCAUCCAGGAGAGGCUAUAGCCGCGUCAACGGCGGUUUCGGCGGCGCCGGAAGUGGCCGAAGAGCAAGAGGAGACAGCAGCGAUGCUGAAAAUAGACUUAUCGACGAGCUGAAUGAGGAAUGGGAAGACUGA